AGACGAGCGCUCAAAAUGUCUGUGAAGCCGGAGGCGGGUUCGGAGGGAAGCUGGUACGGGGAUGAUUUUGAGGAGAUUGAUCGCUUUGAGAGUACCACUACCGCCCGGCGUGAUGACUUGGGAGAGGGGAGGCAGAUGAGAGACUGGGAGGACGAGUCAAGUGAAGAGAAACAGUUUUCCAGCCAUCCCGAAAGCGACCGGCAACCGCUCCCUGUUGUCAUGGAGACUUCUUCCACAGAUAAAUCAGAUUCAAACUUCCAGAAGAAUUCCACUGAUGACGGGGAUGACCUGUACACCUUCCUCUUGUCCAAUCAAAGCUAUGGCUCACAUGAAGACCCCUCCUACUUUUCUGGCAGCAUGGGCAGAUCUGGUGACAAACAUACAUCCCGCACUGAUGACUUCAUUUCUGGAUCCCAUUCCCUCACGUUGACCUCGGACUCCGGCAUCGAGAUAAAAUCCAGUGCAGACCCGACUAACAGCUCUCACAAGAUACAUGACUCUGAGAAAGCUUUUGACUCUUCUUACAACUACAUGGACAUCAGCCAGAAAGAGGACUCCUGUAGCUCACAGCGCCCCCUGGAGGACUGGAGGAUGAGCGGCCUCUCAGAGCCCACCCAGUACACUAAACUGGAGAAGAGCCCAUCACCGGUAGAAGUGGAUGUGGAGGACAUUGGCUCUGCAGAAGUUCUGGACUCUCAGACCUUCCCAUAUGUAGAGGAACCAUCUGAUGAAGAACUGUCAGAUUAUCAGCCCUAUAGGUCUCCAGGUACCGGCAGCAGUGCCAGUCCAGUAAAGAUCACUCUGACAGAAAUGCCACCUACAUCUGUAUCGCCCACCACAGUCCAGCACAGCCCCACAUUUACAGUGUCAGAGAAGGAGAGUAUCCUGAGUCUUGGGCUGGAGGGAGUGCCCACCGUCACCCUCUCAGAGCCAGAGGAUGAAAGCCCUGAGUCAUCUACACCCCCUACAGAAGACUCUGACUCUCCAUCAGAACCGAAUAUCCUGGCUGGUGAAACUAAAAUCAUGAGCUCCUUCCAAGACAAGACUCAAACGUCACCCACCUCACCCUCUCAACCUGCUUCCAUGCAAGACAGUUCUCCAAAUGAAUUGAAGACUUCUCCUCCAAAACCCACCUUGCCUCUUUCCUCCCAGGAUGUCAAUGGUGGCAGCGCAGAAUCUGGCGACUCUGAGAUUGAGAUGGUGUCUGAAGAGCCUAGUCCACAAGCUCCCAGCUCUGGCUACAUGAGCUUCAGUAAGAGUCCCAGCACCUCUCCAUCGACCACAGCUACAGCGCCUGUCCCGUCUUCUACUCCUGUGUUUGCCCCAAACCCUACUAUGCAGUACAGCAUCUUGAGGGAGGAGCGUGAAGCAGAGCUGGACAGUGAACUGGCUCUGGAGUCCUGCGGAGAGGAAAGUCCCAAAAAAUUGACCCACAACUCCACAAAGGGCUUCAAGGAGAGCCCACAGCUGGUCAAAAAACCCACAACCCUGACUAAUGCGACUAAAGAACCCAUUAUGACUCCCACUACACCUCCUCCGACCGUUCCAGCCCCAACCAGCGGUCCUAAAGAGAAGACAUCCACCAUGGAAGAGAAGCCUAAACCCAGCAGCACAACCCCCAGUCCCAGCCUGCCAGAGCUGAAGGUGGAGCAUCCUGCUGGGGAGGUACACCAGAAAGAAAGAAGGCGCUCCAGUCAAGGCCGCAGGGGCUCUGGAAGAACGACUGUACCGCCCGUCGUUUUCCAGGGUCUAUCCAGGGAGAAAGCGAUGGAGCUGCUGUACUGGAGGAACCUGAAGCAGAGUGGGCUGGUGUUUGGCAGUUUACUGCUGCUACUUUUCUCCCUGACGCAGUUCAGUGUGGUCAGCGUGGUGGCCUAUCUGGCCCUGGCUGCCCUCUCCGCCACCAUCAGCUUCAGGGUCUACAAGUCCGUGCUGCAGGCUGUGCAGAAAACAGACGAGGGACAUCCCUUCAAAGCUUAUCUGGAUGUGGAGAUGUCACUGUCCCAUGAUCAGAUGCAGAAGUAUGCAGAAAACAUCCAGUAUUAUAUCAACAGCACACUGAAAGAACUGCGCAGACUGUUCCUGGUGCAGGAUCUGGUGGACUCACUAAAGUUCGCAGUGCUGAUGUGGUUGCUGACCUAUGUGGGUGCCCUCUUCAAUGGUCUCACUCUUCUUAUUAUGGUGGUGGUGUCCAUGUUCUCGAUGCCUGUGGUCUACGAGAAAUACCAGGCACAGAUAGAUCAGUAUCUGGACCUAAUAAGGACCCAAGUCAACUCUGUGGUAGGAAAGAUCCAGGAGAAGAUUCCUGGGGCCAAACGAAAGGCUGAAUAGGCCCUUUUGGAGGAGGUUCUGAGCCCCAGACCGACCCAUUGCAGGGAGAGCUGAAUGAUGAUCAAGGGUCCCUCUUUGUACACACACACACACACACACACAUAUCAGAAAUAAACAUCACUGGAACAUAGUUCUUCUUUGUACACAUUGUGAAGUCUAGAGCAAUGGCAAAGCUGUGCAGGAGAAGUCCCAUCCUCACCUUGUAACCAUAGAAAAAAACGAAGAAAAAAAAAAGUAAAGCGUGCUGUUUCUCAAUUCAGGAUCUAGUCAGAAGUACAACUACUUGAUGAAUUGUAGAAGUAACCAUGAAACAUAUUAUUCAAAUCCGACAAAAAAGACUAGAUGUGAUUUUUGUUUUAUGUGUUGCUCAUAAAGUGCAUGAAGUCAAGAGUCUUAAGUGCUGAUGAAUUCUCUUUUUAUCUUUGAAGUUUAUGUGCUUUCUCAGCUGUGCUGAAAAUCUCUGUAGUAUGUGAAGGAUCUCCAGCUUUAUUGCUCUCCAGUGACACUCUCUUCUUGAAAAAAUAACAAGCUUCUUUGUGUCUAGGGCGUUGGGUGGGGGCUGUAAACAUUGUUAACAUGCAGUAAUCGUCAUUGUCAGCUAGACACAUGGAUCUGCUGAGGUUCAUGAUAUCUGGGCACAAACGCAACUAUUUAGCAAUGUUCUGAUUAGAUAUGGUCAGCUCACUAUAGCAUUACAGUAUGUUUCUUUUUCGUAGGACUCCACUACAGAGAUUCAUGUUUUUUUGUGCUGUCAUUUAUCUUUGUUCCUGAAAAUGAUACGAAACAAAAGAGAGGGAGGAGAAGGAAGCUUCUGUGAGUGAUUGCCAGCUAGAAUCUGUCAAUCUUUGUACUGUUAAGUGUUGUUCAUCUUUUAGCCAUUGACUCUUAACUAUUUGCACUUAAGCUGUACUCAAUACUGAAUGCGAAAAUAAAUGUUCUUAAAUGUA
This is a messenger RNA of Rhinichthys klamathensis goyatoka, 3278 nucleotides long. RefSeq names its product reticulon 1b (gene rtn1b). Gene Ontology annotation, cellular component: neuron projection; postsynaptic density. The transcript has 9 exons. The record is from RefSeq and is a predicted model, not a curated record. Gene Ontology annotation, biological process: brain development; endoplasmic reticulum tubular network formation; neuron differentiation. Bases 16 to 2331 code for a protein of 771 amino acids. Lineage: Eukaryota; Metazoa; Chordata; Actinopteri; Cypriniformes; Leuciscidae.